AUGUCUUGUUGCUUUGGUAAAAAAACCGAUGGUACGGAUCCUAUAAAAACAAUAUCAGAUCAAUCGGAUCCAUCAUCAGAACGACCAAUUAUACCUGUGAAUAAAGUUCAAAAUUCAAAUAUUGAAUAUUCAAUUACUGUAAAAACAGGAGAUUUUCGAAAUUCUGGUACAAAUGGACCUGUCUAUAUUAAUAUAUUUGGUCGAGAUGAUAAACAAACACAAGAUUUACUGUUAUCAGGACAUGAUAAAUCAUUUUCACAAGGUUGUACAAGAAAAUUUCAAAUUAAUGCUAUUGAUAUUGGUAAACCACAACGUAUUAUUAUUCGACAUGAAGAUAAUUUAACUGGGUGGUAUGUCGAUUAUAUCGAAAUAUCUGUUCAUAAUUUCUUAGUUAGAUUUGUAGCUAAUCGAUGGUUAAGUCGAUCAAAAAAUGAUCGAAAACUAGAAGCCGAACUUUUUGGUUCCGAACAACCAGCUGUUAUGUACAAUAUAGAAAUUCAAACCGGUGAUGAACAAAUUGAACCAUUAGAUUCACCAGUCUAUGCGCAAGUAUAUGGAACAACAACAGCAACACCCAAACUUUUCUUAGAUUCCAAAAAUACUUCAUUUUCAAAAGAUUCGAUAUCAAAAUUUACUAUAGCAAGCAAUAAUGUUGGAGAAAUUCAACGAAUUGUAAUUGGUCAUGAAGGAUUAGGUAAAGCUAAUGAUUGGUAUUUGAAAAGUAUUAAAGUUCAAAUGCUUUCACAACAACAAGAAUAUGUUAUCAAUAAAUUGUUAAGUCCGAUACAAGGUGAUCAACGAUUAUUUGUUGAAUUAUCGCAAGAACAACCUCGAUCGCCAUCACCACCUCGUAAUGAAAAAGAAAAAGAAAUCAGAGAUGGAACCGGCAUCAAUACCGCUCCUCCGACAUAUUUAGUAACGCUUCGAACAGCUAAUGUAUCACAAAUGGAAACGACUGAAAAUGUUGAAAUGAUUGUGCGUGGAUCUGAUGGACAAAUUGCUAAGAUACUAUUAAAAGAUUAUGCAAAAUCAAAUGGUAAACCACUUUUUCAACAAGGAAAUUUAGAUGAAUUUGAAAUAGAACAUGAAGAUAUCGGAACUAUUGAAAGUGUAACAAUUGGUUUUAGCGAUAGUAAACAGAAAGUAGCUUGGCUAUUAGAAUAUGUCGAUAUAAAAUACAAAGAAACCUUCUAUCGUUUUCGAGCACAAUGUUGGCUAUCAAGUCGUUUAGGACCUAAUUUUAGUUGGAUGACAAUCAAACCUGACGUAAACGAUGAUGAUAUUAAUUAUAAUGUUAUUGUUGAAACUGGUGAAUCCGGUAUUGAUGCUAAUGUCAUAUUAUGUAUUUAUGGUGAUGAAAAUACAACAACGAGUUUAGCUUUAGGAACAACAAAAGAUGGUUCUGAUGCAAAAUUUGAUCCAGACAGUAUUCUUGAAUUUGAUUUAAAAGCAAUCGAUGUUGGAAAAAUUAAAAAAAUUAACAUUGGUCAUGAUGGCGAAGGCAAUGAACGACAAUGGCUUUUAAAAUCAAUUCAAAUUGACAAGAAAGAUGAACAUUAUACAUUCACCGCUAACCGAUGGUUAAGUACAGAAAAAGAUGAUCAAAAAACCUAUAUCGAUCUUUUAGUGGAUGAACAAAAAGCACCAUCACCAUCACCAGUACCUAAAAAAGAUCAAGCUACUUAUACAAUUAUGGUUGUAACAAGUUCCGAAGAAGACGCUGGUACAAAUUCCGAUGUAUUAAUGACAAUAUUUGGUGAUAAAGAUAAAACUAAACAAUUUCAAUUAACGAAUACAAAACAAGGUGAUAAAGCAUUGUUUGAAUCAGGAAAAACAAAUGAAUUUGAAAUGGAAUUAGACGAUGUUGGCAAUAUUAAUAAAAUUAAUAUUGGAUUAGAUGGAAAAGGUGUUCAUCCAACUUGGCAUUUAAAAUCAGUUCAAAUACAAAAAGGAUCAGAAAAUUACAAUUUUUCGGCUAAGAAAAUUCUCGAUCAAUCAACACCAUUUAUUGAUUUAACACCAACUCCAGCUAGAAAAACACCAACUCCAGAACCUGUUAAAAUGGAAACAGUACGCAGUCAUACACCUGAACAAAAAAUUCCUCCUAUAAAAGAAACAACAUAUAAAAUAUUAAUUUACACUAGUUCACAACAAAAAGAUAUCAUUAAUCAAGAUGCUAAUUUCUAUAUAAUAAUCCAUGGACAAAAUGAUCAAACUAAAAAACUUUAUCUUAAGCAUGCAACAAUAAACGAUAAAAAAAAAUUAUAUAGAAAAGAUGACAAAGCUGAAUUUGAAUUUAAAGCAAUCGAUGUCGGAAAAAUUUCACAAAUUACUCUGGGACAAGAUGAUUCUGAAAAUGAACUCGUAUGGCAUGUUGAUAAUGUUACAAUUAAACGAACUAAUGAAACAAUAACAUUUAAUGCCGAACAAACAAUUGGGCGUAAUUCCGAAAUUGAAUUAUUACCGUCGGCUAUACCGAAGAAGACAGAAAUAACUUAUAAAAUUCUUAUACGAACUGGCACAUCUCAAGAAGAAGGAAACGAUAGUAAUUUAUAUAUAAUAAUACAUGGAAAAAAUGGUCAAACAAAAAAAGUUCUACUUAAUGAAACAACAAAAACAAAUAAAAAUACUUCUUUGAAAAAAAAUGAUAAAAUCGAAUAUGAAUUUAAAAUAGAUGAUGUUGGAAAGAUUUCAAAAAUUGUGCUUAGUCAAAAUCCAAAUGAACAAACACUUAUUUGGGAUAUUGAUAAUAUUACAAUCAAACGAAAUAAUGAAAAAACAACAUUCAAUGUCGAACGUAAAAUAGAAAAAGAUGAUGAAGUUGAAUUAAUACCUUCACCUAUACUGAAAAAAUCAGAAACACCACGUAAAGCAAGUAAAACAGCCGAUACAACAUCAAAACUAGUUGUCAGAAUGAAAGAUGCUGAUUAUGAAAUUAUCACAUCAACAGGUGAACAAGCACUUGAAGCUCCAGUAACAAUAAAAAUUCGUGGUGAAAAUGGUAUUGUUCGUAUUCCAUUAACACAAACAAAAAAUGGUGAACAACCAUUUCAAUCAAAAUCAACUAAUGAAUUUACAUGUAGAACAACGGAUGUUGGAAAAAUUCGACAAAUUACAGUUGAACAUAAUGGAAUGGAUAAAAAUAUUAUCUGGCACUUAAAAACCAUUCAAAUAAAAAAAGGAAAUGAAACAUAUAAUUUUAAUGCUGAUUUACGCCUUGAUUAUAAAGAAAACAAAGCAAAUCUUUAUCCUGUUGGUGCUUUAUUUGGUCAUCAGCGAGAAGAUUAUGUACAAAGUGAAUUACGUCGAUUACGAGAGAGUCUUCGAAGUGAAUCAUCAAAAUUACAUCCACCUGUGCACAAAGCUUAUGAACCAUUUGUUUAUAAUGAUUUAAGUCCUUAUUUUGAUACGAGUUCUGUUGAAAGAGCUAUUUAUUCACCAUUAGAAGCUCCACCCGGUUAUUAUACACGUUUAACAGCACUUCGUAUUGUUGAGCCAUGGGAAACAUAUGGAAUGGAUUAUGGUGUCAAUUAUGAAAUAUCAAAACAACGUAAAGGUCGUAGUUUUAGUAAUCGACGAGCUAAAACCAUUACACACAGUGGUAUUAUGAUUGUUCCACCAAUAUCAUUACCUUAUGGUGGUCAAAUAACACAUAUUAAUACAGCUGAAUUCGAGCGUGCACUGCAAGAACGAUCACGUUCAUCUAAACACCGAUCUGUAUCACAACAUAAUAAUAAUCAACAAACUCACAUUGUUAAAAUAAAUUCCUAA
Messenger RNA from Rotaria sp. Silwood2, 3771 nucleotides. Lineage: Eukaryota; Metazoa; Rotifera; Eurotatoria; Philodinida; Philodinidae. The record is from the annotation of a GenBank genome assembly.